Molecule: messenger RNA, 1149 nt
Organism: Metopolophium dirhodum (rose-grain aphid)
Lineage: Eukaryota; Metazoa; Arthropoda; Insecta; Hemiptera; Aphididae
Product: zinc finger BED domain-containing protein 4-like
Exons: 2
Coding region: 1-1149 (382 amino acids)
Molecular function (GO): protein dimerization activity
Source: RefSeq, a predicted model, not a curated record
AUGAAAAAGGGAGUUGACGAUGCAUCUUUAGAUAGCUUUGGUUGUUUUUUGCACACAAUUCAUCUCCUUGUAACAGAGUCUAUGAAAAGUCAGAAAUCUGUACAAGAUCUAUUAAGUCGUGCCAAAAAAGUUUCUACUCAUUUCCAUCACUCAUCAUCAGCUACUGAUAGACUGAAAUCAAUACAAAUUGAACUAGGAGUUCAACCUAAAAAGGUUAUUCAAGAUAUUUGCACUAGGUGGAAUUCUAGUUUUUACAUGCUAGAGCGUUUGUUUAAUUUAAAAAAUGCCAUAUUAAUAUUCACAUCUGAGGUUCCGUCAAGUCUGCCAUCAUUUAAUUCAAAUGAUUGGACAGUAAUGGAGUCAUUAUUGAAUUUAUUAAGACCAUUCGAAGAGCUCACAAGACGCAUAUCCUCUAAUAAAUCAAUAAUAAGUGAAGUUAUCCCUGCAAUUAUGUCAUUAAAUUCAUUUUUAAAUCACCCUAGUAGUAUUCAUUUUGGAGUUGGGACUACAAAAGAUGUUAUGAUCAGCCGAAUCCAUAAGCGAUUUGAAAAUGUAAUUAAAAAUAAGAACCUUAUUCUAGCAACAUUUUUAGACCCAAGGUUCAAGUUAUCGUUUUUUAAACCUGAAAAAAGACCAGAAGUGAAGAAAAUAAUUUUAAGUACUAUUUCAAACUUCAACAAUCUUGAUUUAACAGUUGUACCUGAUGAUGUUACUAUUGAUAUUUCUUCAAUAACAAAUAAUAACAAUCAAACGUCUGUAAAAUCAUUAUGGGACUUUUACAAUGAUAUAGCAACAUCAACAAAUAAUAAUUCUACUGUAAUGAUGUCCAAUAAUUUUACCGAUUUAGAUGAUUAUACUGAUUUCAACAAAGAUUUAGUUGCUGAGUAUGAAACCUACUGUAGUAUUGAGUCCGUUCCGAUUAAUGGUGAUCCAUUAGGUUGGUGGAGCAGUCAAAAAAAAAAUGACAAAUAUCCAUAUAUUGGGAACAAGCUGCUUCUUCAAAAAUAUUUGUCUGCUCCUGCCUCAAGUGUCUACUCUGAAAGGUCAUUUUCAGAGGCAGGUUUAGUUUACAAAGCUAAGAGAAGUCAACUCCACCCUGAGAAAGCCGAACAAAUUUUAUUCUUACACCACAACUUAAACAAAUUUUAA